Molecule: messenger RNA, 441 nt
Organism: Cotesia congregata
Lineage: Eukaryota; Metazoa; Arthropoda; Insecta; Hymenoptera; Braconidae
Source: the annotation of a GenBank genome assembly
AUGUCGGCCAACAAUAAAGAAGAAAAAGACUCCAAUAAUUUAUCUUUUAAUAAAGAAGAAAAACCACCUGCCAGCAAAAACAAUCAAAGUGAAUCAGAAUCAAGCCCCGGAUUAAUUCUUUCUAGCGGAGAAAUAAAUUGGGAUUGUCCUUGCUUAGAUGGAAUGGCCUCAGGACCUUGCGGUUCAGAAUUUAAAGAAUCAUUUCUCUGUAUGUUCAAUAGUAACACUAAUGAGGAACAAGAUAAUUUAGAGUGUCUUACAUCUUUUAAAAAUUUGUUCACGUGUAUGUCAGAAUAUCCUGAUUUUUAUCGUGAAAAGGGAUUUUCCGAAGAUCUUUUGAGCAUGAAAAAGGAACCUGAAAAAUCUGCAGAAAAUGAAGAAGACGAUAAGAAGAAGAACCAAAAACAGAACAAAAAUGAUAAAACAGAAUCUAAAGAAUGA